Guillardia theta CCMP2712 is the source of this 1485-nucleotide messenger RNA. RefSeq lists its product as hypothetical. The transcript is spliced from 16 exons. NCBI's taxonomy places the organism in Eukaryota, Cryptophyceae, Pyrenomonadales, Geminigeraceae. The record is from RefSeq and is a predicted model, not a curated record. Bases 1 to 1485 code for a protein of 494 amino acids.
AUGCAGAAUCCAUGUCGUAAUGCUGAACCAGGAAUAUUUUUAGUAUCCCUUGUGGUUUCCCGAUCGUCUGUUUCUCCAUUUUCUCUCCAGCAAUCAGAAGGCGCGUAUGCGAGGUCCUUGGGUCUUCCGGGUAUGCUCAAUCGCCACCAUGAGUUCCAACCUCAUGUUGCAAUGAAGGCAAUGAAGAACUGGCUACGAGAGACCGCUUCGUUGAGGCGGAAGCACAUGGGUGGAAGCAAUGCCUUGUCUUCAAAGGCAAAGACUCAAACAUUGGCUGGAGCCUACGCGUACUCCCCAACAGCAAUGCAACCAACCAUUUCCAUUCCUGCGCCUGCUGGAUAUACCAUCAGGAAUGGAGUAUCAGUGCAUGGCAUAGUCGAUAUUGCUGCCCCUCUGGAUCCCGACACAGGAACGGCGGUGCCGGGAAUUGUUGUACCAUCGGGCAAACAGACUGCUGCACAGAAGUUGUCGUCUCAGCAAGCAACCGCGGUGGAUCCUCGCAUGCAGGUCAAUCCAACCACUGGGGUCGCGCAAUCAUAUCAAGCGGCAGCUGGCGGCAUGAAUGCUGCUCUGUAUGGUCAAAAGAUGGCAGCACUAUCCUCCCAGACGCAACCGCAGCAAUUGGCUCAAGUUGAGGAGGACGAAGACAUGUAUCCGACAGAACCAGCCGCCUCAGAGAGCUACCUAGCGGGCCCCGGCGACACCUACAACGUUCCGGAGUAUCCAAAGCCGCAAGUGUAUACGGAGAAAGGAGGGCCUCUGGUUUCAGAGGACGAACCGCAGAAGUUUAACGAUUACCCCGAAAGCUCCAGUGCUCUCACUAGCGGCGUCACCUCGUCUCCUCCAGUAUAUCAGGCUCCUAAGCCGGUUCCUAACUUCUUCAGUCCUCCUUUCCAGCAAUGGGAAGACGAAGAUGCAGCACAACAUGCGUACAAUCUGCAGCAAUGGCGAUUAAAGAUUUUGCAGGCUAAGGUACAACAAGCAGCAUUGAGGAAGAAGUUGCUCGACUUGGCGACUGAGAGCACAGAUAAAACUUCUGUCCAUGACGACCACCACCACCAUCGACAUCAUCUUGCUUACCGUCGUAGAGAUCGUGAAUCCAGACGUCACAGGGAGAAAUUCUUCCACGAGGUCGACAAGCUUCGACGAGCCACAGGCCUGCAAUUGAAGCACAUCGAGCAGCAGGUCCUUGCUCUGGCUCACUUGACUGAGAAGUCAGUCAAGAACAUGCGAAAAGAACAAUCUGAUUCCGAUCAUCAAGCCGAUGAUCAAAACCCACCGAAACAAGUGGGAGCCUUGCGGAAGCUGAAGGCGCACACAGAUGCUGAGUUCAAAGAAAUAAUGCAGGCGGUCAAGGCGCUGAGGAGUAAGAUUGAUCAUGGCCACGACAUAGCAGCCAUCGCGGAAGAAUCAGCCAAGAGGGAUGGUGGGGUUCCUGCACAGGUGGCGCUAUGGAAGAAAGUAACAACAGAUACGAACAGAUAA